Molecule: messenger RNA, 132 nt
Organism: Funneliformis caledonium
Lineage: Eukaryota; Fungi; Glomeromycota; Glomeromycetes; Glomerales; Glomeraceae
Source: the annotation of a GenBank genome assembly
CAAAUGCAAAAUAAACAAACAAACGAUACUUGUAAGACGGUCAAGCAAGAAUUGGAGGACAUAUCUAAAACUUUAACCUUCUUAGAGUUGUCUGGAUCUACAAUGUGGUAUUCUGCUGUCGCACAACCCUAA